Messenger RNA from Musca domestica (house fly), 890 nucleotides. RefSeq names its product E3 ubiquitin-protein ligase trul-1. The transcript has 2 exons. The record is from RefSeq and is a predicted model, not a curated record. Lineage: Eukaryota; Metazoa; Arthropoda; Insecta; Diptera; Muscidae. The coding region runs from base 109 to 858 and encodes 249 amino acids.
AGGGGAAUCACAUUAGUGUUGCAUUUGUCAUCAAACGAAUACGCUGAAGAUCAUUGAGAGUUUGCUGAAUUGUUCAGGAAUACUUUGAAAAAAAAAACUGUUCCAACAAUGUCCUUGUUGACUUCAAAAUGUGCUAUUUGUGAGCAACCUUUUAAUAGUUCCAAAAAUAUCUACUCCACCCGAUGUGGCCACGUCUUUCAUUAUCCCUGUAUAAAAGAAUGGGAGGCGCAAAACGCUGACUGUCCCCAGUGCAAAGCAUAUAAACCCUUUGGCCAUAUUCUCGAUUUAAGUUUCGACGACAAUGUAGAUGUUGAGAAAUUAAAAGAAACCCUUCACGAAACAUCACGCGAAUUGAAGAAAUACCAAAACCUACAUAACGAAACGAGUCUUGCUUUGGCCAAAAGUCGUGCGGCAACGGAAAAGGAAAUCUACCAACUCAAGGGUUUGGUAACAAAACUAAGGCAUGAUAUUGUUUGUCAUGAAAUGGCACAGAAAAAGAAUCGCCAGAAGAUAUGUGCCCUAACUGAGGAAAUCUGUACCAUAGAGGCGUCUUCCGAGCAGACUGUUACCCAUUUAAAGGCAGAAAGCGAUACGCUCAGGGAUAAAUUAGAAAAAUAUUCGACCGAGUUGGCGAUGGAAUUGUCUAAAAAUGAGACAACCAUGGAAACCAACAAAGGAGCCAAACCAAAGAACAGACCAAUGAUUAGAAUCGACUUGACCAAUGAUAAAAUCAAUGAUUUGGAAUUUAGAUUGCAACAGACCACCGAUCAACUGGAAAAAGAAAUUUCCCGAAAUAGUCAACUUGAAAUUGAAAACAUGAAAUUAAAGAAACUAGUUACACUGCUGGGUAUUGAAUGAUACACAAGGAACAAUUUAUGUUAUUUUCUUAA